Molecule: messenger RNA, 333 nt
Organism: Cladocopium goreaui
Lineage: Eukaryota; Dinophyceae; Suessiales; Symbiodiniaceae
Source: the annotation of a GenBank genome assembly
AUGUGUUCGGCAGUGAGUUGGUUCAAUUUCUUGGCCAAUGAGUGCGUGGCAGUGCUGGAAGCCUUUGGAUUGAACCUGGGCAUCUCAUCCUCGGUGUUGGGCAUCACCGUCUUGGCCUGGGGCAAUUCGGUGGGCGAUCUGGUGGCGGACACCGCCUUGGCGCGGCAAAACAGGUCCAAAAUGGCCGUGGCCGGGAUCUUCGGCUCUCCGCUGCUCAGUGACCUGCUGGGUCUGGGCAUCGCGCUGACGUCGCACUGCUGGCAGCAGGGACAAAUGCGGUCGCAGCUCAGCAAGCAGCGCCUUGGCGAGAUGCCCCACGGGACAUCUAGGUGA